Messenger RNA from Cladophialophora yegresii CBS 114405, 1311 nucleotides. RefSeq lists its product as uncharacterized. Gene Ontology annotation, molecular function: protein binding. Bases 1 to 1311 code for a protein of 436 amino acids. The record is from RefSeq and is a predicted model, not a curated record. Lineage: Eukaryota; Fungi; Ascomycota; Eurotiomycetes; Chaetothyriales; Herpotrichiellaceae. The transcript has 2 exons.
AUGAAGUUCGAGCUGGUCUCUCUAGGCGUUGUCUCUUUGGUGGUAUCGCUUGUUGCUUGUACCGAACCGGUAGCGCCAGCUGUGCAGGGUGACGUCUCAAAUACAUUAUCGAGUGAAGAAGGUAUUCAGGCCGGAUCCGACGCCACUCAGUCGUCUCUAUCAAGAUCACAAGAAACCGCGGACUCAUAUUUUCCCUGGACGCACAAACCAGUCUGCACAGAAUACCUCGACGGCAUAGGGGACAAACUGUGCGUCUAUACGAACGCAACAUUCAGUAACGGACGAGGGAUAUCCAUUUUCACGACGCCUAGAAUCGCACAGGAGUUUGCUGCUCUCCCGCCCUUCCAGGAUCCGAGUUCACUGUCCUCCCGGGGCAUUAACCCGGAACCGUCGGACGACACCCCGACCCAACCAUGGUAUACGGCUCUCAUUCGCGGCAAGGGCAUGGGCAUGUUAGCAUCUCGUGCCCUUCAGCGCGGUGAUUUGAUUACCGCCUAUACACCCUACUUGCUGGCGCACAUGGAGAAUGUCCUCUCCACGCAGGAUCGGGAGUACUAUCUCAGAUUGGCCGUGGACCAGCUCCCCACGGCGAGCCGGAACGUCUAUCUCGGCCUUGCGAAGACCUAUAACGAUCCCAGCGUCGUGGCCCAGGACGUGGUGAAAGCGAACGCGUUCGAGAUCCAGAUCGGAGGAUUAAUGCAUUUGGCCGUGUUCCCGGAGUCAUCGCGGUUCAACCACGCGUGCGCGCCAAACGCCCAAUACUUCCUCUCCAGCGACUUACUCACGCACUACGUCCACGCCGUGCGGCCUAUCGACGAGGACGAAGAACUCACCAUAUCCUACGCUCCGCCUCUCCGGCUCCACGCCGACCGUCAGCAGUAUUUCGAAAAUACCUUCCAAUUCACCUGUUCUUGUCCGCGCUGUGCCCCUGAGAGUCACGGUAGUCAUAAGCACCGCACACUCGAGGACAGCGAUAGGGCCACCCAGGAUAUCAUCGCCCUGCAGUGGGCGCUGGCGCAGUGGACGGCCAAUUCCACGGCUAGCGUCAAGAAGGCCGAGAUGCUCAUCAGGCUUUACAAGGAAGAAGGGCUCGACGCGUUUCUAGACGAUGCGUACGGUCAUGCUGCGCUGAUGUACAAUAGUGUGGGGAGUGCGAGGGGGGCGAAGAAGUACGCCAAGCUGGCGGCCGAGGCGAGUUGGUUGAAGUAUGGGUUUGAGAGUGUGGGGCAGGAUAAGGUCAGGGAGUGGGAGGGCAUUGCGAGGGAUCCGACAAGGCAUUCGAGUUGGAGGAGUAGGAAGACGGAGCUGUAA